GCAGAGGAACGUGUCUGAGAGCUGAGGCACAUCUCUACGUCUCCACGGUUCUCCCUUUGGCUCCAACUCACGAUGAUCCUGGUGAAUCCGGAGCUUUCUGCCCACAGGGUGAUAGAUUUAUUCCACAGAUUUGACAUUUUCCUGGAUUGUUUUUACACCAUCAGAGGGUUGAAGUGGUAAAACACAAGAAGGUCGCGAGUGUUGGUAAGAAUUCACUGAAAGAAGGAUUUACAUCGCUUUUGGAGUCUUAGGAUGGAGAUGUAAUAAAAACAGAGGUGGUCAUAGAACCCCAGGAUAUGACCUGUGUGAUUUCUUCAGGCUGGAUUACGACUCCAGGAUUCCGUUCUUCUUUCGAGUGAGUUAAAGAUCAGUCUUUAUUGUGAAUAAAGUCUGAAUCAGAUUUAUGCAUUCCAGUUUUUGAGUUAUGAAUUAUGUACGGAUUCGACUCGCUGGAUCAAACCUGCAUUCGAGGAUUAAAAACUGGUUUAAUGAAAGAAGUGAGAUUGUAAUGAUCAGUGGGUUACACGUGUGCUUCUGGAGUUUCUGAUGGCAUUGCAGCAGUUGUCAUGACUAAGCUGUGACCUUGCUUGAAGAAUGCCUCCUGUGAUCUCUCCGAAGCUUUCAAGAGCAGCUGAGAGACCCAUCUCUACCGGUUACUAAAAUCAUUCCAUUCCAUUCCAUGUGGCCUGAAAGAAAUCACCAGCGAUCAAGCAUGCAGCAGUAACAAGACUCUGUCCGAGAUUACGUAACGAUAAAACCUGGGACAGAAAUGGUGUGUACCGAGCGAACCUCUGGGACCUCGGUGCCCAAAAAGGAGCCUCAGGCCCAUCAUAAACGCAAAUCCCGCCCUCAAGGUCUUCCGUCACCAGCGCUAUGCUGCGCAUGUGGUUUGUGCAUCAUGCUGGCGGGAAUCAACAUCACCCUAGUGGGUGCCUUUGCCUUUACAACUCUCAUGCCCUCUGGUAACCCUCCCAUCAUCAUCGGACCCGUUCUUCUGCUCAUCGCCUUCACCUUCUUCGCCGCUUGCUGCGUGUGCAGCCGCAUGCCUCCUCCGCAUAGCUCGCGACGAGCCAAAUCCGGGAAUGCGGGCUUCAUGAGGCACCACGGGGCGGCGUUCGAGAUCGAAACAGCGAACACACCAUUCAGGACACGACUGCCGUCCAGCUCAGCCCCACCAACUCGCCCAGCCUGUCUCACAGCUCAGGAUCAGACCGGGAUCCUAACGUGAACUCAAACGCUAAUGUCAAUUUCAAUGCUAAUGCUAGUGCGUCCGCUCCGGAUUAUUCGCUCUUCACUAUGGAUGCUAGCACGCCAAACUCUGUGCCCUCGGCGGCUUUUUCCGCCACUACAGGAAGUGAAGAAGCGGUCAGACUCAUGUUGCCAUCUGACGCCACCUAGAGACCGUAAAUGUAUUAAAAAUGUAAAUAAAAGCUUGGAGGAGAGACGGUGGCACCUGGGUGCCGUUUUGUGGUUUGGUGUUGUGCAUUAAAGCAGAUAUAGCGUAACAAAGGAGCUGGAGGAGUCUACACAAAUUUCACACCUCCACAGGAAGUGAGAACUUCAUCACGCCUAAAGCUAUGUUGUAAAUCUAUUUUUUGGGGCAGAAGUGGCACUUUUUAUGGGGUGCUGUCGUCUACUUAGACACUCUGGAAGCACUGUCUGUAAAGCAGAAUGAAAAUGUUGAAAUUUCUUUAAAUGGUGGAAGCCUCAGAUCUAGGUCUGCUUUUCCUUCAUCAUGGAUGCUAAUCAGGCCUCUGAUUCCAACGAGAAGAUGAAUUUCCACCGAGAUGUAAAUAGCGUCCUGUUCCUCAUGAGUGUUUUAGGACCUUCUGGAAAGCUAAUGCCAAAGUGAACGCUAGCUUCAACAUGCCUUCUCCAGACUUCACACUCCUGCUAAUUGGAGUACAGCAGCUUGGUAUUGAGAGAUACUUUGAAGGAAGCAGAGACGUGGUCAGAUUCAGGUCACCAUCUGAUGCCACCUCGGAGUACAUUAGUGCUUUUUGCUUUUCUUUCGUACGUCCUACAUUUGGAAAUCUAAUGUUUGACAGAAAGGUAUUAAAGGGCUUCUGAAACUCCAAGCGGAUGGAGCCUUGGCGUGUGAAUCACUGUGGCUUGUGUUUCACACGUUCACACUCUGCCACUGUUACUCAGAUUAUUCACAGUUAUGCCGCUAACAAAGACACAGAAUCUGCCGUCGUGCCCAGACGUCUUUGCAGGCGAUGUGACAUUACACAGACUAAAAGCAGAUAUGGAAAAAAAAAAAACCUUCUCACGUUCCAAAUGUCUUUUUACGUUUCUGUAACGAUAGAUCGCUUGUUAAUCAGAAUCACACUGCUCAGAAGGCACUGCCAUUUUCUACAGGAAGGGAAGAUACUAGAGCCAAUAC
Messenger RNA from Silurus meridionalis, 2386 nucleotides. It is a transcript of the gene tmem275a, whose product is annotated as transmembrane protein 275a. Lineage: Eukaryota; Metazoa; Chordata; Actinopteri; Siluriformes; Siluridae. The transcript has a single exon. The record is from RefSeq and is a predicted model, not a curated record. The coding region runs from base 770 to 1228 and encodes 152 amino acids.